Molecule: messenger RNA, 2544 nt
Organism: Anolis carolinensis (green anole)
Lineage: Eukaryota; Metazoa; Chordata; Lepidosauria; Squamata; Anolidae
Product: cytochrome P450 2C18
Exons: 8
Coding region: 39-1301 (420 amino acids)
Biological process (GO): epoxygenase P450 pathway; xenobiotic metabolic process
Cellular component (GO): cytoplasm; intracellular membrane-bounded organelle
Molecular function (GO): iron ion binding; oxidoreductase activity, acting on paired donors, with incorporation or reduction of molecular oxygen, reduced flavin or flavoprotein as one donor, and incorporation of one atom of oxygen; arachidonate epoxygenase activity
Source: RefSeq, a predicted model, not a curated record
GCAAGAAGUAUGGCCCAGUGUUUACAGUUUAUUUGGGGAUGGAGCCUGCUGUGGUGUUGAACGGCUAUGAGGCCAUCAAAGAAGUGCUGAUUGACCAAGGCAAUGACUUUUCUGCCAGGGCAAAAAUACCAUUGGCAGAUAAAGUCAUCAAAGGAGGAGGGAUAGUCUUCAGCAAUGGGAAGACAUGGAAGCAGCUCAGGCAAUUUGCCCUGACCACGCUCCGCAACUUUGGGAUGGGGAAGAGGAGCAUUGAGGAGAGGAUCCAAACGGAAGCUCAAUUUCUCCUGGAAAAAUUCCAUGACACAAAGGGCCAACCCUUUGACCCACACUACCUCAUGAUCAAUGCUGUCUCCAGUGUCAUCGGUUCCGUCAUCUUUGGAAAGCACUAUGGAUACAAUGACAAGAUGUUUCAAACCUUCACCACACUGAUUGUUGAAUCCAUUGAUGGUUUGACCUCUGUCUGGGGACAGCUUUUCAAUACCUUCCCUGCCUUCAUGGAAUGGGUUCCAGGGCCCCAUCACCACGUGAUAGUAAAAUAUGUCAAAUGCAGAGAAUUCAUUUUAGAGGAAGCCAAGGAGCACAGGGCUACUCUGGACCCCAACUCACCUCGGGAUUUCAUCGACUGCUUCUUAAUCAAAAUGGAUCAGGAGAAACAUGAUGAGGCCUCUGAGUUCACCAUGGAGAACAUGGUUACCUGCUGUAUCGACUUGUUUGGCGCAGGAACAGAAACAACCAGCUCCACACUCAAGUAUGGGCUCUUGCUCCUCCAGAAGUACCCAGAGAUUGAAGAGAAAGUGCAUGAAGAGAUUGACCGGGUGGUUGGCCACUCCCGGAUGCCCAGCAUGGCUGACCGCAGACAGAUGCCCUACACAGAUGCCGUCAUCCAUGAGAUCCAGAGGUUCAUCUCUCUUCUUUCAUUGUCCCUACCCCAUGCCGUGGUCAAAGACACACCAUUCAGAGGAUACAUCAUCCCAAAAGGCACCACAGUCAUUCCUGUUCUGACCUCGGUGCUGUAUGACAGCAAGGAAUUUCCUAACCCUACAGAGUUUGACCCAGGACACUUCUUGAAUGAAGAUGGGACCUUCAGGAAGAGCGACUACUUCAUGCCCUUUUCAGCAGGCAAACGGGUGUGUGCAGGAGAAAGCAUGGCCCAUAUGGAGCUCUUCUUGUUCUUCACCUCCAUCCUCCAGAACUUCAAGCUGAAACCCAUCACAGACCCCAAGGACAUUGAUCUCACACCUCUGGAGAAGCCUGUGAACAGAUUCCCCCGGCGCUAUGAGUUCUGUGUUAUCCCUCGCUGAAAAGCUCCUGUCUGGGGAAGAGAUGCCCUGGGAAAGCCAGAGACCACUGCACAAACUCAGCUUUCGCUUCUUUGUGAAACAACUAUCCUAGACCUUCUUUACAGAUGUCUGAAAGCAUUCCAGCCUCCACUGAAAACAUGAUUUUGUAUUAUAGCCGCAGGGGUCUAAGUGGGGUCUUUAAAAUCUGUAUCUGUAGAUGGGUUUAACUUGCUCAAUUUUUCAAUAUUCUUUUAACUUAGUUUCUGAUUUUGCAUGCUGACGUUCCAGACUAACAUAGCUAUAUCUUUGAAUUCCUCCAUCUAGACUUUUUUUAAUGCUUUGCUUUUCAAAACCAUUUUUGAAUCCUGUCAUGACUUUUCUAUGAUUCUAUGGUCAUAUGUGUGUGUAGUGAAGGAGCCUUAUGGCAGGAAUGUAUCAUCAGGAAACAAUAAAUGUUCAUUGGCCCAGCAUUGUGGAAAAGGGAAGUAAGCCUUUUCUCUCACUGUGUUACACGAAAUUAGUGUGAUUUAUGAUUCUGGAUACAAUUAACAUAUAAGCUUUUAUCUAUAUGUAAACACAGGAAAACCUUCCAGUUUUGACAAGCAGAUUAGUAAUGGCAUCACUUCUGUGCAUUAGCAAUAAAGGACCUUUGGAAAUAAAUCCCCUGCCCAACAUACCGGGUAGGAUAGUUGCAGCAGCAGGCGCUCUUUCCAUCUGCCACCAUGCCCAGGCUCCCUUGCCCCAUGAGACUCUGAGCAUUGAAUGCAUAGAUCUGCCCGAUCAAUCAGGAGCAAACCGGAUUGGUCCAAUGAGGGUGGACCUGACUGAAACCCUGUUUACUCAGUUCUGCUAGCCAGAGACAAAUUUUGGUGCUCUAGCUCCUCUGGCUCAAUUGCCUUUGUUGGGGAAAUCUCCCAAAAUAGCAGAGGAUCCAAUAAAUACAAACGGGAUCCUUAAUUGAGCAGUCAGCUCACAGCAAGCAGAAAAGUGAAGUGUUAUGGCUGCAAAAUAACGGGCUUAGGAGGCAAAGAUGCAAAGUUCAAACUUAAAAUUACAAAAAGGUUUAUUGAAAAAUAAGAACUACAUUUCUUGAUAGGAAACAAUUGGGUCUAAGCUUCUCUGCAAUUCUAUGACUUCUAAGUUCCAAAUGAAGAGGAAAAACCUCCAAACACACAGAAUAGAGAGAGGUCAGAAUGUAUGGAUGGAAAAAGCAGAAGUCUUAAGCAAAGGCAUGCAACCUGAAGGGUAUCCAUUCUACACCACC